This is a messenger RNA of Tinamus guttatus (white-throated tinamou), 2935 nucleotides long. The record is from RefSeq and is a predicted model, not a curated record. Lineage: Eukaryota; Metazoa; Chordata; Aves; Tinamiformes; Tinamidae.
AGAUGAGUACAGAAGCAGAACAGCGGCUUCUCCAUGAUGCUAGAAAUGGAAACUCUGAAGAAGUUAAACAGCUUUUGCAUACCAUGGACAAAGGAGAAAUAAUCUUUAACAUCAACUGUAAAGGCAGAAGUAAAUCUAAUUUGGGCUGGACACCUCUUCACCUUGCAUGCUACUUUGGACAUGCUGUUGUGGUAGAAGAUUUACUGAAGGCUGGUGCAGAUGUGAACGUACUGAACGACAUGGGGGAUACUCCGCUCCAUCGUGCAGCUUUCACGGGGCGGAAGGAGGUGGUGAUGUUACUCUUGCAACGUAAUGCUGAUACUUCCAUUGUUAACGGGAGCGGACAGACCGCGAAAGAAGUUACUCACGAUAAAGAGAUAAGGAACAUGUUGGAAGCAGUGGAAAGGACACAAGAAAGAAAACUGGAGGAAGAGCUCUUGGGAGCAGCAAGAGAGGGAGAAACUUGGAAACUGACUGCCUUGUUAAACAAGCCCAAACCUCCUGAUAUCAACUGUACAGAUCAGAUGGGAAAUACACCAUUACAUUGUGCUGCAUACCGUGCCCAUAAGCAGUGUGCCUUAAAGCUCCUGAAAAAUGGAGCAGAUCCCAAAAUAAGAAACAAAAAUGAUCAAACAGCACUUGAUCUAGCCCAAGGUGCAGAAAUGAAACAAUUACUGGGAGGUAAAACUGGAAAGGUUAUCAACAAACCCCUGAGGAGAUAUGAAGGUCUCCUGUGGAAGAGUUCACGGUUCUUUGGUUGGAAACUGUACUGGGUAGUACUAGAACAUGGAGUCCUUUCCUGGUAUCGGAGGCAAGCUGACGCAGUAAAUAAUGAUCAUCGUCAGGGAUGCAAGCAUCUAACACAAGCGAUCUGCACGGUAAAAUCUACGGACAGUUGCUUCUUUUCUGUCAGAUGUUUUGAUGACACUGUUCAUCGAUUCAAGAUCCCGAAAAAUAACACCCCUCCUCAAACUAGAGAGGGUUGGCUGGAUGCAAUAGAAGACCACUCUGCUUAUAGCACCCAUUACUGCACACAGGAGCAGCUCAGUAGUGACGAUGAGGAAGAUGAUACAGUAUCUGUUACAGACCUUCAAGAAACUCUGAAAAAAGCACAAGCAUGCCAACAAAGACUCAACAAAGAGAUUUCAGACUUCCUUACAAUGGUUAAAUCUUUGGAUGCUACAAAAGGAAUACCUUCUCCUCUUCUGCAGAAAGUUGAUGUGGUCUCUGAAGUGUCCCAGGAAACUUGUGAGGCACUGGCUGACUGCCUCAGCCUAUUCACGAAGCAGGAAGGGGUGAGGAAUUUGAAACUGGAGCAUGAGCAGGAGAAAAACAAGAUCUUGUCAGAAGCACUAGAGACACUAGCCACUGAACACCAUGAACUAGAGCAGUCACUGGUGAAGGGAUCUCCGCCUCUAAGCAUCCUCAGUGAAGAGCAGUUCUAUGAUGCUGUUUCAGAUUCGGAAUCUGAAAAAUCGUUAAGCGGGUUUGAGACAACAACAGCCUACUCAUUAGAGGACAGCAUGGAGUCAAAAGAUACAAUAACUACCAGCAUGGCUGAAGAAAAGGUCUGUGGCAGUGGGGAGUCGCUGUCCAACGGCAUCAAAAGGCACAGAACAAGUUUGCCUUCUCCAAUGUUUUCCAGAAAUGACUUCAGUAUUUGGAGUAUCUUAAGAAAAUGUAUUGGAAUGGAGUUGUCCAAGAUCACCAUGCCAGUUAUAUUCAAUGAGCCCCUGAGCUUCCUGCAGCGCCUUACGGAGUACAUGGAGCACACGUACCUCAUCCACAAAGCCAGCGCCCUGCCCAGCACCACCGAGCGAAUGCAGUGUGUCGCUGCGUUUGCUGUGUCUGCUGUAGCCUCACAGUGGGAGCGCACAGGGAAGCCAUUCAACCCGCUGCUUGGAGAGACCUAUGAACUAAUCAGAGAUGAUCUGGGGUUUAGACUUCUCUCAGAACAAGUUAGCCAUCAUCCUCCAAUCAGUGCUUUCUAUGCUGAAGGUUUAAAUAACGAUUUUGUGUUUCAUGGAUCAAUUUAUCCUAAACUCAAAUUCUGGGGCAAGAGUGUGGAAGCAGAACCAAAAGGCACAAUGACUUUGGAGCUUCUUGAACACAAUGAAGCCUACACAUGGACAAAUCCUACGUGCUGUGUGCAUAACAUUAUUGUGGGCAAACUUUGGAUUGAGCAGUAUGGAAAUGUGGAAAUAACUAACCACAAAACUGGUGAGAAAUGUGUUUUAAGCUUCAAGCCCUGUGGCCUGUUUGGGAAGGAGUUGCACAAAGUUGAAGGCUACAUUCAGGACAAAAGCAAAAAGAAACUCUGUGCGCUGUAUGGGAAGUGGACUGAGUGCUUAUACAGUGUUGACCCAGCUACUUUUGAGGCUUACAAAAAAAAUGACAAGAAAAAUGCAGAAGAGAAGAGAAGCAGUAAGCAGGUGGGCAAUACGGAGGAGCCAGACGAGAUGCCAUUGCCAGAUUCUGAGAGUGUGUAUGUUAUUCCUGGAAGUAUUUUGCUAUGGAGGAUAAAUCCAAGACCUCCAAAUUCCACCCAGAUGUACAACUUUACUAGCUUUGCUAUGGCUUUGAAUGAGUUGGACAAAGAAAUGGAGAGUGUCAUUCCCAAAACUGACUGUCGGCUACGACCAGAUAUCAGAGCCAUGGAGAAUGGCGAAAUAGAUCUAGCUAGCGAAGAAAAGAAGAGGCUAGAAGAAAAACAGAGGACUGCUCGCAAAAAUCGUUCCAAGUCGGAAGAAGACUGGAAGACAAGUCACCCACCAACUCAGAGUCCCAGAUGGUUCCAUCAAGGCCCCAAUCCCUACACGGGUACACAGGACUGGCUUUAUUCUGGCAACUACUGGGACAGAAACUACUUUAACUUGCCUGAUAUUUAUUAAAAUGCAAUAAGGAACCUGUGGCUGAUAAACAUAAGUCUUAAUCU